Cladocopium goreaui is the source of this 876-nucleotide messenger RNA. The record is from the annotation of a GenBank genome assembly. Lineage: Eukaryota; Dinophyceae; Suessiales; Symbiodiniaceae.
CAUAAUCUCCCAAGAAGCUUCAAGUGCUUCAAUUUUCUACUCGCAAAGUGCCAUGGCGGCCGCGCUGCGCGGUUGGCAAGGCGUGGCUGGCAUUGUGGCGCGACAGCGCCAGGCCUUGCCAAGCACAUGGCUGGCGGUGAGGUGUUUCGCAGAUAGGAGGGUGGGUGUAGUGAAGAACUGGAACGACCAGAAGGGUUUUGGUUUCAUUUCCCCCUCCGAGGGCGGUGAGGACGUCUUUGUGCACCGCAGUGGCUUGGGUGAGGGCAUGGAUGCCUUGUCACCCGGAAUGAGCGUGAGCUUCAUGCCACAGUGGGACGAGAAGAAACGAAAGGAUCGGGCCUCUGAUGUGCAAGCUUCCGAUGAAGCGAGCAGUCCUGAAGCGACCUCAGAUCCAGGUGUGGAGGUCACGUCGCAUCACAUCGUAGGAUCCUGGGAGAAGUGGAGCAUCCACAAGUCUGCCAUGGCUGGUGACGAUGGACUCAGACACCGAGUGGUUUUACGGUCUGAUGCUCCUAAAGGAAAAGCGAGCAACAGCGUUAGAGAAGAGUUCCAGAUUGUGGGGAACAAGAGCUGGGAUUUGAGGUACUACCCAGCGGGUGGUGAUAAGGAGGAGGUGGUGGUGCUGAAACCUGGUGGCCCGGGAUCCAAAGCCGCCCUGGGCUCCAAGAAGAAGGGCCAUGGUCGCAACUGGGCCGUGGAAGGUGCAGCGGGUGCAAGCUUUGACAUCAUCUUUGACACCCAGUCGCAGAUGGUGAAGAGUGAACUUGUGGAGUGAAUGUCCUGGCAGCAGCCCCCCUCCAACCAGAGAGGUGGUACUGGUCGGUUGGCAUCACACAUGAGUCACAUGAGCAUGACGAGCUUUCAAACAGAUCCCAG